AUGAAAUAUUAUUUCAUUUUACUAUUAACUACUUUCUUUAUUUCUACACAAUUAGUAGAAUGUAUUAUUUAUCAAGCAUGUUGUGAAAAUGGAAUGUGUCAGUCUUUUGAAUCUCCAGAAGCAAUGUAUGGAUCAACUUGUUGUGGUGACAAUUUAAUGAAUAGUAAUCGCCAAAUUUGCUGUGAUGAUGUUAUACGUGAAAGAAAUAUUGGAACACAAUAUGCUGAAAGAUGUUGUGGAAAUCAAACUUUAACAAAUUCUCAAACAUGUUGUAAUAAUAAAAUUUUUAAUGUACAAAAUGGAUUAUGUUGUGGAGAUAAAGCAUUUAUAUAUUCUCCAACAACACAAUGUUGUGGCAACAUUUUGCAUGAAAAUGUAAACUUAAAAUCAACUUGCUGUGGAUCAAAUAUUUUGGAUGGAGAAAAAGAACAAAUUUGUUGUGGUGAAAAAAUUUAUAAUAUGACACAAUAUGAUAGUUGUUGUAUAAGUAACACACUUAUUCCAUUAUAUUCUCCUUAUAAUUCAAAAACACAUGAAUGCUGCUCAACUCCAAUUUCAAUUUCUUCAACAUCAAAAUGUUGUUACUUAAAAACAGGCAAUACAACAACUCCAACAAUUUAUAAUUCUUCUACACAAUGUUGUAAAUAUCCUUAUAAAAAAAUAGGUAAUAUUGUAGGUAAAAAUUGCCAAUUUACAUAA
This is a messenger RNA of Strongyloides ratti, 699 nucleotides long. RefSeq lists its product as hypothetical. The record is from RefSeq and is a predicted model, not a curated record. The coding region runs from base 1 to 699 and encodes 232 amino acids. NCBI's taxonomy places the organism in Eukaryota, Metazoa, Nematoda, Chromadorea, Rhabditida, Strongyloididae. The transcript is spliced from 2 exons.